GGGGAGGGGGGAGGCCAGAGAGGUUUAAGGGCUUCUCUGCAGGACCCGGCGCGCGCGCCCCCGGCCGGCAGGCCCAUUCCGCCGACCAGGAUGCUUUAGCCGCGCUCGGGCGGUUGGAGUCCCGGAGCCCCCGGGCCGCCUCCAGCCAGUCCGGUGCGCCGACCGCGACACCAAGGCCCCCGAGGCAGCGUCUCGCCCAAGGUCACCCCGCGGUGGCGGACCUUGGCGGGCCAGAGCGCUUGGAGAUCCCGCUCGGGUUCGUCCGCUGGCCUUUCGGGGGCGCCGUGUGGGUGCGGCGCGGCGGCCUCGGGUUCGAGCCAAAGCCAGGAGAAAGAAGUCAGUGUGAUUCUAAUUUGAAGCAAAACUGAGAAAUGGGCUCCUCUUCCUCAUUCAUCCAUACUGCUUUGUGAUGGCCAUGGCAUAAGGGGCUUUUUUCCAGGAUACCACCUUUGCAUUAGCACUGAACAAGAUUUGUGAUGAAAUGGAGCCUGGAACAAACUCUUUUCGAGUAGAAUUUCCUGAUUUUUCCAGCACCAUUCUGCAGAAACUGAACCAGCAGCGCCAGCAAGGACAAUUAUGUGAUGUCUCCAUUGUUGUCCAAGGCCACAUUUUCCGGGCACACAAAGCUGUUCUUGCUGCCAGUUCACCCUACUUUUGUGACCAGGUACUCCUGAAAAAUAGCAGGAGGAUUGUUUUACCUGAUGUGAUGAACCCAAGAGUGUUUGAGAACAUUCUCCUAUCUAGUUAUACGGGACGUCUAGUAAUGCCUGCUCCAGAAAUUGUUAGUUACUUAACAGCAGCAAGCUUCCUCCAGAUGUGGCAUGUGGUAGACAAAUGCACUGAGGUUUUAGAGGGAAACCCUACGGUUCUUUGUCAGAAGCUAAAUCAUGGCAGUGACCACCAGUCUCCUAGCAGCAGUAAUUAUAAUGGCCUGGUCGAGAGCUUUGAGCUGGGCUCUGGGGGCCAUACUGAUUUCCCCAAAGCCCAAGAACUGAGGGACGGAGAGAAUGAAGAGGAGAGCACCAAAGACGAGCUGUCAUCUCAACUCACUGAGCACGAAUACCUUCCCAGCAACUCGUCCACAGAGCAUGACCGGCUGAGCACGGAAAUGGCGAGCCAGGACGGGGAGGAGGGGGCCAGCGACAGCGCCGAGUUCCACUACACCCGGCCCAUGUAUAGCAAGCCCAGCAUAAUGGCGCACAAGCGCUGGAUCCACGUGAAGCCCGAGCGCUUUGACCAGGCAUGUGAGGGCAUGGAUGUGCACGCGCCCUACGAUGAGCACCAGGUCACUGAGUCUGUCAACACCAUGCAGACGGAGCACUCAGUCCAGCCUUCGGGAGUGGAGGAAGACUUUCACAUCGGGGAAAAAAAAGUAGAAGCAGAGUUUGACGAACAGGCUGAUGAAAGCAAUUAUGAUGAGCAGGUGGAUUUCUACGGCUCUUCCAUGGAAGAGUUUUCUGGAGAGAGGUCAGACGGUAAUCUCAUUGGGCACAGACAGGAGGCUGCCCUGGCAUCGGGCUACAGUGAGAAUAUUGAAAUGGUAACAGGGAUUAAAGAAGAAGCUUCCCAUUUAGGAUUCUCAGCCACCGACAAGCUGUAUCCUUGUCAGUGUGGGAAAAGUUUCACUCACAAGAGUCAGAGAGAUCGACACAUGAGCAUGCACCUCGGUCUUCGGCCUUAUGGCUGUGGUGUCUGUGGUAAGAAAUUCAAAAUGAAGCAUCAUCUCGUGGGGCACAUGAAAAUUCAUACGGGCAUAAAGCCCUAUGAGUGUAAUAUCUGUGCAAAGAGAUUUAUGUGGAGGGACAGUUUCCACAGGCAUGUGACUUCUUGUACCAAGUCCUACGAAGCUGCAAAGGCUGAGCAGAAUACGACUGAGGCUAACUAAAAAUAGGAUCUGGCCCUUGAGUGGCAGGCACAAAAAUAAACUAUGGUAAUUAUGCAAAUCUGGGCACAGAUGAUGCGUGCUACUUGCUAUUAUGAGAGAAGCUUAAAAAAAAAUGGAAGAUAUUUCUGAAAGACCAGCUCUAAGUAGGCCAAUUUAAAAAUCUAAUUCCUCAAAUUUGUAUGUUCCUGUCCAGGCCUGGAGUGGGUAAUGGGGAUAAGUUAACCCACUUCCCAGCUGGCAAGGUAAACCUUCAGGCCCGUUGUGAUUGAGGCAGGUGGACUUGGUGAUAUAGACAUCUGCACUUGGAACUGGACUCCAGCCUACCAGUUCUGUUUCAGGUGGCAGCAAAUUUUGAUCGCUCAUUACAAGGUCACGUUGGCAUUUUAUUUAGCUCUCACUAUAGAUACUUAGGUAAUGUGGGUUUGUUUUAGUAGCUGCUUCACUGAAUGAAAGGCUACUCUGUAAAAGCUAACAGAUAAUGUGAUUCCUAGGAUGCGAAGUUGAUUAACAGAGCUCUCUUGUCUGGGUUUAUUCUUUCUAGAGGGUAUUUUAAUGAAAAACUAUGGAGACGCUAAAAGGGUGACAUUCUAAGUAAGAAACAAAUAACUUAUGGUACAAGCUUCAGUUUCUGUAAGACGCCACUGUCACGAUGUGUUUCAGACUCUUGAUAAGGCAAAAAAGUUUUGUAUUUUAGUACUAACAUUUAGUUUGGACGAUUGUAUCUAAUUGUAAUUCUCUAGGGUGCCAGAGAUAGGUAUUUCUAAUUGGUUUGCUGUCCCAAAUCCUGUGUAAUUAUAGCAUCCACACAGUGGGAUCUGCUCUGUGGCUAGUAGGCGUCUAGCCUGCUUUGACCCUGACCAUGGUACCAUAUUGGCUGCUCCAGCCAUUUCUCUCUUAGGUUAUGAUGCUUCCUGAAGAGUUCAGUCCAUGACCACAGUUGGUGGGAGGGAGCCAAGAGUCACUGCUGAGAGUUACCUGUGAGCGUAGGGAGUUUAUGGAGUGCUCCGGUGAAACUCCCCAACUGUCAGCGAGAGUUGCUGAGUAUCAAGAAUGUUGAGUGGCAGGAAAAACAACUGCCCAAGAAAAGAGGAGUCUUGAAGAUACACUGGUAGGGGAGGUAGUCCCAGAGGGGUACAUAGAGCUAAUGCUGCCAGUUCUUUAGGAGUGCUGGAAUGUGUUUUAAAAGGGGGAAAGAGGGAGUCCUAAUUUUAGAAAGUAGUCUACAGAUUCAUGCUCCCAGAUUCUAGAUAAAGCUGCAUAAAUUUCCAAGUCCACACAGCUGUAUGUACCAAAAAACAUCGAGAAAAGCAGCUAUUCUUGAGACCUUUUCUGCAGCUCAGUCAGAUGUUUUAGGUUAAAAAGGAAGCAUAUAUUCAGGAUGCUUUUAAGCUGUGUAAUAUACCUGAAGUUCUCACCAGGGUAGGACAGGGUGCUACUAUUAUGUCAACUUUUCCAGAAAUUACUGGUCUUUUACUUCCAAGUGGAAACUUUUUUUUCCUUAAAAUAAAAAUAACUUUUCCUGGAUUUGAGGUGAAAUUUUUUUUCAGAAGUUUGGCUUUGCUCUAAUGCGAUAGACAUUGCUGGCAAUGGCCUCUGGUCCUUAAGCUCCAGUCACGAAGGAAGGCAUUUAUUUGUUGAACAGUAUCUGGAAAGGGGAAAGAAAGUACUUAUUUACCAGUUAAUUCUUGUAAUCAACAUUACAAAACAGGGAUCUAUUCAUUAACACUGUAUCAUUCUCAAUAUAUAAAAAGCACUUUGUAUUUAAAACUUUAUUAUAAAUAUAUAUAUAUAUUGAUUUUUUUAAUCUAGAAACUAGAUAUUACCUCUUGGUUGUUUGCCACAUUAAUAUUCUCUUGGUGUUGAAGCUUCACCGGUUAACAGUCCUUUCUCUGCAUACAUGACAGAUGUGUAUAGAGGAGACUGUACAAUCAAAGUUCAAUUGCUCCUUCUCAUUUUUUCAUGUUAGAAG
Molecule: messenger RNA, 3854 nt
Organism: Acinonyx jubatus (cheetah)
Lineage: Eukaryota; Metazoa; Chordata; Mammalia; Carnivora; Felidae
Gene: ZBTB43
Product: zinc finger and BTB domain containing 43
Exons: 3
Coding region: 482-1885 (467 amino acids)
Biological process (GO): regulation of transcription by RNA polymerase II
Molecular function (GO): RNA polymerase II cis-regulatory region sequence-specific DNA binding; DNA-binding transcription factor activity, RNA polymerase II-specific; protein binding
Source: RefSeq, a predicted model, not a curated record